AUGUCCGACAAAUCAUCCGGCGUCGAGCACGUCGAGAACGCUCCGAAGGCAGACAGCAUAAACUAUCCAGCACACGAUGCCGAAAAACAAUCUCACGAUAAUGCAGCGGGUGCUAAUCUCGAGCUCGAUGAAACGGCACUGCCACCGGGUUACUACCGCAGCAAGUUCUUCAUAGGAACAAUGGCGGGUAUCGGGUUGGGACUUAUGGCUGGUGUCGCAGCAUACGGCUAUGCAGCACCAAUCUUGGGCAUCAUCAACGCAGAUAUCGGACCAGAUCCCAAUGUCGUCUGGGUGGCACUAUCAUACACCCUCACCUCAGCAGUUACUCUAACCAUCAUUGGUCGAGUUUCCGAUAUCUUCGGCCGCCGCUGGACGUUCGUUGGUGGAGCAGCUCUUGGUGUCAUUGGAUCUAUCAUCUGCUCUGUUGCGCAGAACGUAACUACUCUCAUUGUCGGCACUACGAUUAUGGGAAUUGCUGCAGCGACACAGCUAUCAUACUUCUACGUCAUGGGUGAACUUGUACCAAUGAAAUAUCGGCUUGCUGGUAACGCGUUCUGCUAUCUUUUUUGUAUCCCCGGAUCUGGAGUUGCACCUGUUAUCUCGAACGCGUUCAUCUUGUACCAACCUAGUGUCGGCUGGAGAGGGUGCUACUACGUUCUCAUUGGUAUCAAUGCGGCUUCGUUCCUAUGCUGGUUCCUCUUCUACCAUCCGCCGACAUUCCACAUGAAACACGGCGAGAACGCAAGUGUGGUCAAAUACAUCAAGCAGUUCGACUAUGUCGGGACAGCAUUGUAUACCGGAGGACUGCUGAUUCUCAUGAUGGGUCUCUCCUGGGGAGGAUCUGUUCACCCAUGGAAAUCCGCAUAUGUCAUUGCGACUCUUGUGGUCGGAUUCAUGUCUCUUGUUGCAUUUGUCUGCUGGGAAACAUUCAUGGAUCUCAAGGAACCACUUGUUCCCAUGCACAUUUUCAAGAAUUACUCCUGGAACGCGGCGGUCAUUCUCACUGGGCUAGGCGCAUCGGUCUACUACGCUUUUGCCAUCGUGUGGCCAAGUAUGGUAGCCGUUCUGUACGCUGAUGGCGGACCUAUGACUGCAGCAUGGCUUUCCGCUUUGGUCGGACUCUGUAUCACCAUUGGUCAGAUCGUGGGUGGCUUUUCAGGAAAGAAGAUCGGGUACCUGAAAUGGCAGUGCGUCGUUGGUAUCACUCUUGGAUCGCUAUUCUUCGCCACGAUGGCCACCUGUGGUGUCGGAACAAUGGCACGCGCAUCCGCUCUAUUGUCCUUUGGCGUCUUCUUCGUCGGCUGGACUGAAGGCGCUGCCAUUACCAUCGUCACCCUCGCCGCGCAGGAUCAGUUCGCUCUGGGAACAUCAGCAGGUGUCGCAGGUUCCAUCAGGUUCCUCAUCUCCUCCAUCGCAGCUACAGUCUUCUCGACUGUCCUAUCCAACCGGCUAGCGGCUACAAUCGCCGCACAGGUUCCUCCAGCCGUCACUGCUGCCGGACUGCCCGGAUCCUCCAUCGCAUCUUUCAUUGCCGCGUUUGCAGUCGGACCCGAUGCUUUCAAAGCCGUGCCAGGAAUCACACCGGAGAUUCUUGCGGCGGGAACGGCAGCGUACCAGCAUGCGAAUGCCGACGCUUAUCGCACAGUGUUUCUGUCGAACAUUGCUUUCAGCGGUGUCGCCAUCAUCUGCGCUUUGCUGUUGCCGAAUGUGGAUCACCUUUUGACUGGGCAGGUGGCUACUACUCUACAUAAGGGUCGUGAUGAGAAGACAAUUGCUGGAGAGUGA
Messenger RNA from Aaosphaeria arxii CBS 175.79, 1785 nucleotides. Its product is annotated as MFS general substrate transporter. Gene Ontology annotation, cellular component: membrane. Gene Ontology annotation, biological process: transmembrane transport. The record is from RefSeq and is a predicted model, not a curated record. The transcript has 2 exons. Lineage: Eukaryota; Fungi; Ascomycota; Dothideomycetes; Pleosporales. The coding region runs from base 1 to 1785 and encodes 594 amino acids. Gene Ontology annotation, molecular function: transmembrane transporter activity.